This is a messenger RNA of Protopolystoma xenopodis, 246 nucleotides long. The record is from the annotation of a GenBank genome assembly. Lineage: Eukaryota; Metazoa; Platyhelminthes; Monogenea; Polystomatidea; Polystomatidae.
AUGAACGUGUGGGAAAUCAACAAGCGCCUGAAGGACGAACAGGAUGAGAAGUGUCUCCGUCGUUCCUGCUACGGCGAGGGUGACAACGAUGAUCAGAGCGAGGUUUUGAUCGGCUUUUCUGACGCGACGACCGGGCGGCAGCGAUCGCAGCGCCUCGGCCGUGCGGCUCGUCCGGUUCCGGUGUCUGUACUCUCCAGACUGCCGCAACAGCUACAUUCGCGACAGUCAAGUGAAGAGUCGCUCCCA